AGCCUUCCCUCCUCGGCUGCACUUUCCGAUUCUGCCUUUGGAGCGGCCCCAUGGCCAGCCGCGGCCGCUCCAUCGGCUUCCCUUUCCUCACCUGCAUAUGAACUUUGCUUCCUGAGGACUGGACACUGUGGUCGUCGGAGUCGUCGAGAUCGUCGUGGUGCUCCGGUGGUGGCCUUCGUCCGUGUAGAAUAGUGUAGUUAGUUAGGGGCCAUCGGAGAAGAAAGAAGACGCGAAUAGCGCAGAGAUGCUGGAGGUUGUCAGUUACUAAGCUAAGGAGAGAUAGUGGAGAAUGACCAGCCAAACCUAGCCGGGGGUGCGCGGUCGCCCCAAGGAGGUCGACUGGCCGGCGCUUGCCCUCGCGCCGAGCUCCCUCCGUCCCCCCUCCGCGAAGGCGCGAGGUGGCGGCGCGCAGCGCAGCGCUCAGGCUGCUGCGGACUCAGCUGGGCGAUUGCAGCUCAGUCCGUUCCUCGUCUCGCUGCCGCCGCCGCGGCGACCGCUGCCUCGUCUCCGUCCCGGAUGCUAGUGGGUAUCAACUAAUACCUGCGAGCACCUGUAACAUAGGCCAACCCAUGCCAUCCCUCAAAAAUUACCGAAAAAAAAAUGACAUGAUGAAUCCAAUUCCUUAAUUUGAUUAUCUCAAUUUUCAACUGUGGUUGCUUAAGUCUGAAGCAAUCAUGGUGAACCUGAGGAAUGCGGUGCAAACGCUCCUUGUGCACCUAAUUGGCCUAUUGGUUUGGCAAUGUGAUAUAUCUGUGAGCCCAGUUUCAGCUCUAGUAACUGACAUUUUUAAUUCCUCCGAUGGUGGACGCUUCAAAUUUCCAGACGGGGUACAAAACUGGCCAGCACUUGCAAUCGUGGUAAUAAUAAUCAUGACAAUCGGUGGCAACAUACUCGUUAUCAUGGCAGUAAGCAUGGAAAAGAAACUGCACAAUGCCACUAAUUACUUCUUAAUGUCCCUAGCCAUCGCUGACAUGUUGGUGGGACUACUUGUCAUGCCCAUCUCUCUGCUUGCAAUCCUUUAUGAUUAUGUCUGGCCACUACCACGAAAUUUGUGCCCCGUCUGGAUUGCUUUAGAUGUUUUAUUUUCGACAGCGUCCAUCAUGCACCUCUGCGCUAUCUCGCUGGAUCGGUAUGUAGCAAUACGUAAUCCUAUUGAGCAUAGCCGUUUCAAUUCGCGGACUAAGGCCAUCAUGAAGAUUGCUAUCGUUUGGGCAAUUUCAAUAGGUGUAUCGAUUCCGAUCCCAGUGAUCGGACUGCGGGACGAAAGCAAGGUGUUCGUGAACAACACCACCUGCGUGCUGAAUGACCCAAAUUUCGUUCUCAUUGGGUCCUUCGUAGCUUUCUUCAUUCCGUUGACGAUCAUGGUAAUCACCUACUGUUUAACGAUCUACGUUCUCCGAAGACAAGCUUUGAUGUUACUGCGUGGCCACACCGGGGAACCGCCUGGACUGGGGCUGGACUUCUUGAAGUGCUGCAAGCGGAACACCGAUGAUGAAGAGAGCGCCGCCAACCCUAACCAAGAUUUGAACCAGCGCCGAAGAAAGAAGAAAGAACGCCGGCCGAGGGGCACCAUGCAAGCGAUCAACAAUGAAAGGAAAGCUUCCAAAGUCCUUGGGAUUGUUUUCUUUGUCUUUCUGGUCAUGUGGUGCCCGUUCUUUAUCACCAAUAUCCUGUCGGUUCUAUGUGGGAAGACCUGUAACCAGCGGCUGAUGGAAAAGCUUCUGAAUGUGUUUGUUUGGAUCGGUUAUGUGUGUUCAGGAAUAAAUCCUCUGGUGUACACGCUCUUCAACAAAAUUUACCGUAGGGCAUUCUCCAAUUAUUUGCGCUGCAAUUAUAAGGCGGAGAAAAAGCCUCCUCCGGUCAGGCAGAUUCCGAGAGUCGCAGCCACAGCUUUGUCUGGGAGGGAGCUUAAUGUUAACAUCUACCGGCACACCAAUGAGCCCGUGGCUGAGAAAGCCGAUGAUGGCGAGCCUGGUAUAGAGAUGCAGGGGGAGCACUUGGAGCUCCCGGUGAACCCCUCCAGCGUAGUUAGUGAGCGCAUUAGUAGUGUGUAAGAAAGAGCCGCACAGUGUUGUCCGACACUAACACCACAGGUGUAGGAAAACCUUCGCUUUUUCUGGUCGGUCAUAACUGAUGUAAAUAUUGCUGUCUACAAAAGUGUUUUUAUAUAUAGCUUUGCAAUCUUGUACUUUACAAUCAUGCCUAAUAGUGAGAUUUAGGGUUCUAUAUUUACUGUUUAUACUAGAUCAAAAAAUAAACGUCUUUUGAGUUUGUGAGGAAUCGAAUGUUGGGGGUUUUCUUCCUGUCCCUCUUUCUUCCUUCCUUCUACCCUUCCUUCUUCCCUCCCUCCCUGCCUGCCUUCCUUGCGCCUUCCUUCCUUGAUCCCCUUUCUUUGUGUGCAUAAGGAAAUAUUGAUGUUGAUCUCAGGUGGCAUUUGCAGGAGACCAGAAUGAUGCACAUGACAGUGGUGACAUUUCAACCACACCCAAAUUAACAAAUUCCGUGGAAUCUUUUCUCCAGGUUAACAGUAAAUAUAUGCUUUAAAUUCUUGCUCAGCUCAUGUACACACCUGAAUACAGUAAGAUAGGUUCUGCCUUCUGAUUACCACAUUGGUUGGUGAGUCACAAGCAGAACUUAGCCUUGUUGUUACAUAUAGGGGCAAAAUUUGACAUUGUCAGAUUGUUGUGUUGGUAUCUCACUGCAAUGUCUGUCCCCAAACAUAGUGGUAUUUUAACAUAGCAGCUGGUUAACCAGGACUAAAGAAGUAGAAGGAUGAUAUGAGAUAGAGACAUCAAUAGCUUUUCACUUCUUAAGGACAAUGUUCAAAUUCUGAUUAGCAAUUCUGAAAAGCAAACUGGAAUUAGUGGUAUCAUUCUGGUCCUUAGUAAAUACCUAAUUCCAGGACCAAACUGGGAGACCAGAUCCCAGAGCUGUUUCCCAAUCCAGGAUUCAACAUCAGUUGGGUUUAAAUCUCAGGAUCCUGGAAAUCCGUGUGCUACACACAAAGUGAAAUUAGCAUUUUGAGCCUUAUUCAAAUAUUUUCAUAAUUAUGGUACCUCUAUCUAUAGGACCUAAUUUCGCAGUCCAUUCUUGAGUAAAAUGUGCAUUGGAAGCAUAGACCUCCAAAACCUUGGACGUUUUACUUGAUUAAGGACUACAGAAUUAGGCCCUUAGAAUGUGGAAAAAAAGUAAUUCAAAUCAAGCUUCUACUGAACUUUGGGAAUAACAGAAAUUCAGAGUUUCCAUUUGGAAUUUAAACAAAAUUGAUCACAUUUUCAGAUCCUUCCAAAGUCUCUAGUGCAGGAAAAGGCUGCAGCUAAUUUGUGAAAGUGGCAAGCUCUUCAUUGUACUGCAAUUAUGUACCAGAAGUUUAAAAUCCUUGUUAAAAUAUAGUGCUGUGUUACAAUAAGUGUUGGCCAUUGUUUCAUUCGUGGGCCUACUGCUCUCUAAGAACUCAAUACCAUUUAAUAGUUUGUUAACCAUAAAAGGUUUUCAAGCAUUGCUAAAAUCAGACCAUUCAGUCUAUGCUGUGUGCAGAGUAUACAAGUGUUUUUCUAGUACCUAUAUUUCCAUGUGUGCCCAUUUCACACAACUGUGGAUCAAUUUCCGAAGAAUUCAUGAUGCUAUUUCUUACGCCUGACAGUUACUUGCACACCUUAGAGUGUGCCUCUCUGUUUCUUGACAUUAGUGACUGCAGAAUCUGAAUUUCAAAACCUCCUGGUGUGUGUCCUCAACACACAGCAUAGAUAAAUCCAACAGGCUGUCCUAGGGGCAGUGGGAAAGGUGCUGUAUUCGAGAAAACUCAUACAGUCUCGACUUGAUUUGCAACACUGCCAAAUGUCAGUCAAUUGCUUGAGCAUGCCCAACUAUUAACACGAAGGUAAAGUCUACCUGCCUGUUAGCGCUGUUGAACUGCAUGUUUGAACAAUUAUAUGAAAUUGAAUGAUUUUGAGCUCUUACUGAGAUGAAAAUGUCUGAAAAAACACAGCAUGCCCUUAGCAUGAGUUCUGCCCAUACAGAUGGUACCCUGCAUGUAUGCCAUGUAUGUUGCAUGAAUCCAUCGACUUGUAUCAAUGUAGGGCAGGGUAGCUGAUAUUAAAAGGACUAAAGAAGAUUCUUCAGCAGCCCUUAAAGAGACCAUGCAUUCAGAUGAGAAGGAUUGUGAGUAAUAGAGAAAAUUGGAAACAUCUGAUUUCUUAACUAUCAGGGCAAGCUCAUAGCACAUGUUUUACAAAGAAAUAAAAUAUAAACCACGAAUUUUCAAAAGCACUAGCAAUAAAUUGAAUGAUAAUAGCUUAUAGCACAUUUGUUAAAAAUUCUUAUGUCAUCAAGUAGAAGUACUUAAUAGUAUCGAACACAAUAAUUAUCCACAAAUUGUGUGCUAUUCGUAAAUUCUGUGAAGUUUGGUAUGAAGCUAAUAUGCUCAUUUGGAUAUAAAUCUUACAAUUCAAUGUUAAAUCUACAAACUUUUAUAAAUGUUUUAAAAAAAAGUCUAUGUAAUAAAUGUGAACGUGGUGAAUUUACUGUCCAGCAAAUCAUUUUGAUGUACUAUUAUAUAUGUAUAUCUGUUUAAGACACGUGCAACAGACUGCCUUAUAUUAUUUUCUGUAAAUCUUUUCCCUUGUCAAAUGGUACUUUUUGUGAAUGGUUACAAAGUGUUGUCUUACUCCUGGUUCUUGUACGUUAUCCACUGCAGGUUUUUGUGAUACUUCCUAUUAAUUUAUUAAAUUUAUUAAAUAUUGUU
Molecule: messenger RNA, 4744 nt
Organism: Echinops telfairi (small Madagascar hedgehog)
Lineage: Eukaryota; Metazoa; Chordata; Mammalia; Afrosoricida; Tenrecidae
Gene: HTR2C
Product: 5-hydroxytryptamine receptor 2C
Exons: 6
Coding region: 675-2054 (459 amino acids)
Biological process (GO): chemical synaptic transmission; G protein-coupled receptor signaling pathway, coupled to cyclic nucleotide second messenger; locomotory behavior
Cellular component (GO): dendrite; plasma membrane
Molecular function (GO): neurotransmitter receptor activity; G protein-coupled serotonin receptor activity
Source: RefSeq, a predicted model, not a curated record